UAGUGACACAGGCAGGAUAUUGGAUAUUUAACAGCCACCCGAGUGUUUUCUCCUCUUCAUACUCUGUCAAAUUAGUUCUCUCACAGAUCCGGCUCUGUUCUCCAGGUUUAAUUAUAUUUCUAGCUGUUUUUUGUAACUCAGUGUUGUCAGUGGGUCUUUUUUUGCAUCGGUUGUUUGACAAACAACAACCUUCGUGUAAAAGUCUUUCAUUUGUUGAGGUAUCUUUGCGCUCCAGACAAAUGGCCUAUCCAGGAUACGGUGCCCCAGCCGGAGGAUUCCCAGGAAUGCCCCCUCAGCAACAAGAUCCCCUGUAUGGAUACUUUUCACAAGUGGCUGGCCAGGACGGACAGAUCUCUGCAGACGAGCUGCAGCGCUGCCUCACGCAGUCCGGCAUCUCUGGAUCCUACCAACCUUUCAGCCUGGAGACAUGCAGACUGAUGAUCAACAUGCUGGAUAGAGACAUGUCCGGGACGAUGGGCUUUAACGAGUUCAAGGAUCUGUGCCAGGCCCUGAACGGCUGGAAGGCCACCUUCUCAUCCUUUGACCGGGACCACAGCGGGACAGUGGAGGGCCAUGAACUGCAGCAGGCCAUCAAUACAAUGGGCUACAAUCUAAGCCCGCAGGCUUUGAACUGCAUCAUGAAGCGCUACAGCUCCCAUGGCAAAAUCCCUUUUGAUGAUUUUGUGAGCUGCUGUGUGAAACUCCGCGCCCUGACCGAUCAAUUCAGAAGAAGGGACACGGCCCACAGUGGAAGUGCCACGUUUCAGUAUGAUGACUUCAUCCAGGUCACUAUGAGCGUCUGAAAAGGACAAAUCCUUCCUCUGAGGAACUUCAAACCACUUCUCAUUUUUAUAACAUCCUUUACUGUUUUUUUUUUUACUUUUAUCUAUUUUGUAUAAAACCAGGGUCCAAAUGUCUUGGUUCAUUCCACUGGAAGCACGUUUAAGCCAUUCUUGCUCUUCUUCUAUGAUAAGAGGAAUGUUUUAACACCUUAAUAGCAUUUAGUACUUGUUUACUCGGGUAUUGGCUAUUAUCGCUCUUCUGCUAUCACUAUAGUCACUUUCGCUUGUUUCUACUAAAUCAUGUUAACCCUUGCAAAACAUUUAUGAAAUAAAAAAAAAUCUGUUAAUUC
This is a messenger RNA of Fundulus heteroclitus (mummichog), 1132 nucleotides long. It is a transcript of the gene sri, whose product is annotated as sorcin. The transcript has 8 exons. The record is from RefSeq and is a predicted model, not a curated record. The coding region runs from base 240 to 803 and encodes 187 amino acids. Gene Ontology annotation, molecular function: calcium ion binding. NCBI's taxonomy places the organism in Eukaryota, Metazoa, Chordata, Actinopteri, Cyprinodontiformes, Fundulidae.